This is a messenger RNA of Klebsormidium nitens, 318 nucleotides long. NCBI's taxonomy places the organism in Eukaryota, Viridiplantae, Streptophyta, Klebsormidiophyceae, Klebsormidiales, Klebsormidiaceae. The record is from the annotation of a GenBank genome assembly.
AUGGACAAGAUCUCAUCCGACCAACUCACGUGGGUGCUGUCCAAGGCAAGGUCCUACGCGCUCGCCGUGUGUUCGUUCAGGGAACCGAAAGACGUCAUGAUCACGCUGGACACGUGGGGCUGGGAGCUCCUCUCGCGCAACAUAGCAUGGCUGUGCGAGAUACCGAGCGAGCACGUGUGUUCCAUGCCGGUGAAGGGAGAGUGGAGAUGCUACGUGCACGAAGGAGCUCUCAACUACUACAGGGAUAGCGUCUCCCACGCCCGCAACGACACCUGUCCCUUCCUCCUAGUGCUGCAUGACAGCUUGUGCUCCUGCUAG